AUGGGCCUAUUUGAUGACUUACCCGAUGUGGAAGGAGACAAUGCUGGUACUGGUCGAGUCUCCAAGAUUGGCCUUCCAGUCUCGUACAAGAAGGAUGACGGCUCAAACAAGUCGAAUGACCAAUCAUCAAAAUCAUCAUCUGAUGCGUCUGAAAAGAAGCCAGUCUUGUCAUGGAGUAGUGCUGCAAUGAUGUUCAAACCACCUCCAUCAAGGAAGUCUACUCAGCCAGUCAGACCUAAACCUACUACUGCUACCUCUGAUGCCACCAUAUCUACUGUCGCGCCCGAGAAUGAACCACCUAUUGAAGCUGCAACCCCCACCUUCCAAGGAACUAUUUCCAAGAAUUGGAAUCUGCCCCAGCAGAAUACUUCUUCAAAGGUUUUAAUGCAGUUUGCACGAGAAUCUCUCGCUGCAACAUAUGUCCUUUGGUUUUGUCACAAACAGAAGAGAAAGUACGCGUCUGGAAAGGGAAAGAAGGCUGUUUUGGCUCCUCCUUCAUUCACGGAUGAUUAUGAUCCAACAAUUCCAAACGAAUAUGGAUUCUGCAAGGGGGAACUCAAGAGAAUAAAGCUUGCCAAGAUUGCUGAAUUAGAACAGAAUGAGGAUAGUAGGUCAGGUAGACGGCAUAGACGAAGACAUGGCUCAGAAGAUGACGAGGAGGGCGAGUCAUCAAAUCAUCAUAGUGGUAGGCGGAAUCAUUCAAGAAACUCUGACGAUGAAGACGGCGAUCGCAUGGAUGAACAUCUAAAGAAGUCUCAUCGUGCCUCUUCAGCAGCAUCAUCAAACAAUCACCGACGUAGUCCUAUACCUGAAAGCAACGCAUCCAAGGUCGUCGUCGACACUGCAGAGUCUGGUGACGAGGCAUACUUACGCAGAAUGCAAAUGAGUCAGGCUCCAGCCCCUCCUGCUAAAAUAGACCUAGAUAUAUCGGGCGAUGAAGCAUACCUUCGUCGAAUGCGAAUGCAGAAAGAGGCCGAACGGAUCGCUUCCAACUUGGGCCCGGCUCCCAUCAUAAACCCUGUCACAUCCAAAGUCGUAUUACUGAAAAACAUGGUUGGACCUGGCGAAGUGGACGACGCUUUGCAAGAUGAGACUGCAGAAGAAUGUAGAAAGUAUGGGGAAGUUGAGAGGUGUUUGAUUUACGAGGUGCCGAAUGGUGUGGUUGCCGCUGAUCAAGCUGUUCGUAUCUUUGUGGAAUUCAAGUCGACUGAUGGUGCUCAGAGAGCCUUGCAGGAUCUCAGUGGAAGGUUCUUUGGAGGGCGUCAAGUCUCGGCGACAUCAUACGACCCUGAUGCUUUUGCAAAGUUUGAUUUAUCGAGAGGACUUGUAGUAAAUAGGCGUCAAUAA
Synchytrium microbalum is the source of this 1347-nucleotide messenger RNA. RefSeq lists its product as uncharacterized. Gene Ontology annotation, cellular component: precatalytic spliceosome. Gene Ontology annotation, biological process: mRNA cis splicing, via spliceosome. Gene Ontology annotation, molecular function: RNA binding. The coding region runs from base 1 to 1347 and encodes 448 amino acids. The transcript has 7 exons. The record is from RefSeq and is a predicted model, not a curated record. Lineage: Eukaryota; Fungi; Chytridiomycota; Chytridiomycetes; Synchytriales; Synchytriaceae.